Messenger RNA from Exophiala xenobiotica, 705 nucleotides. RefSeq lists its product as uncharacterized. The coding region runs from base 1 to 705 and encodes 234 amino acids. The transcript has a single exon. The record is from RefSeq and is a predicted model, not a curated record. Lineage: Eukaryota; Fungi; Ascomycota; Eurotiomycetes; Chaetothyriales; Herpotrichiellaceae.
AUGUCCAGGGUAUUCGAAGUCCCCAUCAGUCAUGGGGCAAGUGCUCGUAUCAAUAUCUCCGAGCCUGCUCUACGAGCCUUGGGUCUCAGUCUAUGUACCUGGACCUCUUCUUUCGUGCUCGCCAGCUUACUUCACAAGCUUGAGCUCCACCCGGUGAGGUCAAGUACCCUUCCGGUACUGGAACUUGGAGCUGGCACUGGGCUCGUCGGGCUGACUGCAGCCACGCUUUGGAGGGUACCGGUAGUGUUGACAGACUUACCACCCAUUGUGGCAGGCCUUGCUGGAAACAUCAACCUCAACUCCAAUGUAGUGGAAGACCUUGUGCAAUGCGGCUCUUUGGACUGGACUUCGCCAGAUAUUCUCGAAUUACAGAGCGGAAAAACCUACACUGCAGAAAAGGACAAAGCGAUGGUGAUCUUGGCCGCCGAUGUUGUCUAUUCCGAAGAACAUCCGGAGCUCCUUUCUCAGACGAUCCUCCGAUGGCUAGCUGAUGGGCCAGCUUCUCGAGCGGUGGUUGCUUAUCCUCUGCGUGUGGCUUACCUGGAUCAAAUCCGGGAAUUGUGGGAGCUAUUGGAAGCUGGAGGUCUCGAGGCCAUCGAAGAAGGCCGAGAACAAGCCAGCACCAAAGAUUGGGAUGAUGAAUGUCUCAUAGAGUUUUGUGUUUGGAGAUGGAAGUCGAGCAACGGACCGCGAAGAGCGCCUUAA